This is a messenger RNA of Tinamus guttatus (white-throated tinamou), 1226 nucleotides long. RefSeq names its product OTU deubiquitinase with linear linkage specificity like (gene OTULINL). NCBI's taxonomy places the organism in Eukaryota, Metazoa, Chordata, Aves, Tinamiformes, Tinamidae. The record is from RefSeq and is a predicted model, not a curated record.
GCAUGAGGUGCAGUCCUGGACAGCAGCUACCAGGCGAUCCUUCUGUCUCAUGUGGCAAAAAGUAAAAGUACAGCUAGGCAUGUCUUUCCUUGUCACCGUUUUUUGGUACUGCAGAAGACUAUACAACUAUUUAGCACGACUAUUGAAAUGGUGGACCAGCUAUCUUCAGAGAAGAUUCCUAAAGAAUGUCAGUGUGUCACCAGAAGUCGAUCUCCUUGGUUAUUGCAGAAGAGAGUGGAAAGGAGACGACACAAAGCAGGCCAAACACAUACGGGAGGCAUAUGAAGACUUGUUUUGGACAUAUCACAUCAAAUAUCUACGACAAGUCAGGAGGGACAACUACUCUGUACUAAGAGCAGUGCUUUUUCAGAUAUUCAGUCAAGGCAUUUCUUUUCCAUCAUGGAUGAAGGAGAGGGAUAUAUUAAAGCUCCCUGAAAAACUUUUGUAUUCUCAAGGUUGCAACUGGAUUCAGCAGUACAGUUUUGGGCCAGAAAGAUACACGGGUCCCAAUGCCUUUGGGAAAUUACGCAAAUGCAUGGAAGCAUUAAAGACAAGUUGGACUGAAGCAAGCAGUAUUAAAGAUCAUGAAGAAAGAGGAAACAUGUGUAACAUGCUUUUUUCUGAUGAGAUCAAGGAGCACAAACUAUAUGAGGCUAUAAAAUUUGUCAUGCUCUAUGAGGUUGUCGAAGCCUAUGAGCAGAUGAAGAACAGGCAGGAACAUCUACCAAACCUUUUCAGCCUCCUCCUUGCUCGUGAUUCUUCUUCUGACCCUUUGAGCUUCAUGAUGAAUCAUCUGAAUGCUGUAGGUGACUCUGGUCGCCUAGAACAGGUUGAAAUGCUUCUUCUUGGAUACUUACUGGAAGUAAAGAUAAAAAUUUACAGACUGCAUAAGUUUAAUACUGAGAAUUUCCAAGUAACCUAUCCGGAUGAAUAUAAAAGAGAAUGGCAGGAGAUCUCUCUUCUGACCGAGGAUGACCGUUUCUAUCACAUCCCUAUUACCAGAACAUGAGGGACCAAUGAUCUUUAUUUUCCUUUGUAUAAUAUAGUGAGUGACUGUGAAUUAGGUUUUUUAAUUGGCAGCAGUAAGAUUUUGGCAGAUGCAUAUUAAUGAUUACAAAAUGAUUUAUGGGUUUAUUGUGUAAACGUUUUGCUUUCUCGUUACAGUUCAAUUCAACAACAGUCAGCCAUAAAAAACUAUAAAAUAUAUUACCAUGCUCUCUGGGUAA